AUGGUAGGAAUGGUCCAUGGAUACAAAGGGGUCCAGUUCCAAAACUGGGCCAAGACCUAUGGCUGCUGUCCAGAGAUGUACUACCAGCCCACAUCAGUGGAGGAGGUCAGAGAGGUGCUGACCCUGGCUCGGCAGCAAAACAAGAGAGUGAAGGUGGUAGGUGGCGGCCACUCGCCUUCAGACAUCGCCUGCACGGAUGGCUUCAUGAUCCACAUGGGCAAGAUGAACCGGGUCCUCCAGGUGGACAAGGAGAAGAAGCAGGUAACAGUGGAAGCUGGCAUCCUCCUGGCAGACCUGCACCCACAGCUGGACAAGCACGGCCUGGCCAUGUCGAAUCUAGGGGCGGUGUCCGACGUGACAGUUGCUGGCGUCAUUGGGUCCGGAACACACAACACAGGGAUCAAGCAUGGCAUCCUGCCCACCCAGGUGGUGGCCCUGACCAUGAUGACGGCUGAUGGUGUCGUUCUGGAAUGUUCCGAGUCAAGCAAUGCAGAUGUGUUCCAGGCUGCACGGGUACAUCUGGGCUGUCUGGGCGUCAUCCUCACCGUGACCCUGCAGUGUGUGCCACAGUUCCACCUGCAGGAGACGUCCUUUCCGUCGACCCUCAAGGAGGUUCUGGACAACCUGGACAGCCACCUGAAGAAGUCAGAAUACUUCCGCUUCCUCUGGUUUCCUCACAGUGACAACGUCAGCAUCAUCUACCAAGACCACACCAACAAGGCCCCCUCCUCUACAUCUAACUGGUUUUGGGACUAUGCCAUCGGGUUCUACCUAUUGGAGUUCUUGCUCUGGACCAGCACCUUCCUGCCAUGCCUCGUGGGCUGGAUCAACCGCUUCUUCUUCUGGCUGCUGUUCAACGGCAAGAAGGAAAGCAGCAACCUUAGCCACAAGAUCUUCACCUAUGAAUGUCGCUUCAAGCAGCACGUCCAAGACUGGGCCAUCCCCAGGGAGAAGACCAAGGAGGCCCUGCUGGAGCUGAAGGCCAUGCUGGAGGCCCACCCCCAUGUGGUAGCCCACUUCCCUGUGGAGGUGCGAUUCACCCGAGGUGACGAUAUCCUGCUGAGCCCCUGCUUCCAGAGGGACAGCUGCUACAUGAACAUCAUCAUGUACAGGCCCUAUGGCAAGGAUGUGCCUCGGCUAGACUACUGGCUGGCUUACGAGACCAUCAUGAAGAAGUUUGGAGGCAGACCCCACUGGGCAAAGGCCCACAAUUGCACCAGGAAGGACUUUGAGAAAAUGUACCCUGCCUUUCGAAAGUUCUGUGACAUCCGUGAGAAGCUGGACCCCACUGGGAUGUUCUUGAAUCCGUACCUGGAGAAGGUGUUCUACUAG
This is a messenger RNA of Peromyscus californicus insignis, 1332 nucleotides long. Its product is annotated as L-gulonolactone oxidase. The transcript is spliced from 12 exons. Gene Ontology annotation, molecular function: D-arabinono-1,4-lactone oxidase activity; FAD binding. The record is from RefSeq and is a predicted model, not a curated record. The coding region runs from base 1 to 1332 and encodes 443 amino acids. Gene Ontology annotation, cellular component: membrane. Lineage: Eukaryota; Metazoa; Chordata; Mammalia; Rodentia; Cricetidae.